Molecule: messenger RNA, 1273 nt
Organism: Physcomitrium patens
Lineage: Eukaryota; Viridiplantae; Streptophyta; Bryopsida; Funariales; Funariaceae
Source: RefSeq, a predicted model, not a curated record
AAUUCCUCGCUGACUUGUUCCUUUCCGUGUGCGAUGUGGGGCCCUGGAAUUUGUCGCAAGCCAACUCUGACAUUUGCCCAUCGGAGCAUCUCGAGUGAAUUCUAAAACCCGCUGAUGAAGAACGACUUGUUUUAAGACGUUGAUUUGCGAGUUUCGCAGAGUUUAUGGCCAUUUUUUACGUCGUUUGUGAAGUGUAAAGAGGCUAUGAGUUGGUGUUUCAGUGGAAUGCAGAGGUUUGCAUUUUCGAUACUCGGAGGUUUUUUGAGUUUUGACAAUAGAAGGUGCAUCAGGAACGAUGCGAAUAAGAAGAGAUCGAGGUUAAGGAGGUGUGAGGAGGUUUUACGAGAAAGUGUGAGAGUGCUAAGCAGGGAUUUUGACCAUUGGAGUGGAAUGUAUUGAGACCACAAGAAGAUGUCAAUGUCUGCAUUCUGAAGCUUGUUUGUCGAAUUCAAAUAAAGUAUUGCGCAUUUCGGGUGUCUCAUUGCGUUCGUUCGUCAGAUGGCGAGUUGAGAAUGAUGGAUGAUCAAUUUGGAGAGUUUUGUGGAUUCAAUUCGACGGAUGAUGAGGGAGAUUGGCCUCCACAACUUUGUAAUGCUGAGUCCAGUCAACGCCCCGCUGCGACCUCCUCAACUCCACGACGCGGAAGAUAUGCACGCCGAUGCGAACGGUGAUAUUGUUGAAAAGCUCAAACAUACACACAUCUCCUUCCUCCAGGAAAUGGCUGCGGGAGAAAUCCAUCCACCCUGUUGCGCUAAUCUUAGGGUUCAUGGGUUUGGUUCCCUCCCAGAUAGUCUUGCAAGUUGUCGGCACCUCGUCGCACAUCAACGUCAUUUUAGCCUCCGUUGCAGUCUGUACAGCUGUGGUAGCCCUUCAUGACAACUACGAAGUGAGGGAUGCGGAGCUUCAUGGUCCAGGCUUCAGCUGCCCGGAGGGUUCUCUCUCGGUCGAUUUUGGCAACUAGGCCACGCCUGGACUUCAACGCGCACAAGGUGGUAGAGUUGGUCUCGAUAACUGAUGUAGUUUUUAGAGUGGGGAGACCAGUGGCGCAGAAUCUUGGAAGACUAGCUUGGUUGAGAUUGGUGCUGUCUUUCUCACGAAAAGUAGAAAAAAUCAUGCGACAGCUAACUGCAUUGACAAUGUUGGUGAAUUGCUUGAAUUCCUGCGAACUCAGCAUCUUGAUGGAAUCUGUUUUGUCCCGACUUUCGAGUUGCAAUUGAGACGGCGAUUCGGUGACGUGCGUUACGGUCUCUGAGUCCAUUUCUGUGGGCAUGUC